CAACAAGUUUAGUCGUAACGUAGACGUCGGACGGUGCGGUUCAUUCAUUUGGUGGCAAUCGAAUAUAGUCAGUUCGGGCGGGUAUUAUUGUGUUCGCGGCGCUCGUCGUUGUCAUUGUUAUAAUAAAUAAAUAAAAAAUACAAAUUUUAUGAAUCAUUGCAAGUCAAAUAGAAGAAUUCAAUAAAUAAAAAAUUUCAAGUGAAUAGUUCGGUUUCGAAAAAAAAAUACCAACAAAAAGUUAUCAGUAAUGGGAUUAUUUGUUAAUCGCAAACACCUCUGCGGGGUGAUAUUUGUUAUUUUAUUGUUCGGUGUAAUCAACUGUCGUACGGAAGAUGUACGACCUACCUCAGCGCCAGUGCCAUUACAACAGAACCAGACAAGCUGGCAGCAGCGACCUGUAUCGCGUAACAGUGUGCAGCGGUGGAAAGUGAAUCACUCAUCUGCUGGCACCUCACCUUCAUUGCACUGUGACUACAAGGAACUACUGACCAACCUCCACGAUCGUGUCAGUCUAAUGAUUUCCGUCGAUGAAGAUUUGCGUCAACGUCUGGAUACCAUUGAAAAGAAAAUUGUCCAAUUUGAGGAAAGCAAUUUGGCCCGAAUGGACUCAAUGGCAGUGGCUCAAAUGGACUUCGACAAGCACUUGGACGUUAUGGAGCACAUACAACGUCUGACACGCCGCGGUGUUGAUGAACUCAUAGGUGAAUUCGGAGAAUACAUGAGAACACUAAAUCUCUCACACAUUCCCGAUAAUAGAACUCAUCCCUCAGGCAUUGCCGAUGUUGAAAUGAAUAUUUUACGCAAAACUAAACGCCAGGCCGUAUAUAAUUCGCAACAACAACAACAGCAGCAAUCGGCGUCACCAAUGCCGAUCAGUGAUUCACAAAAAUUGGAUGCCUUGGCCACAUUAUUGACAUCGACAAGGGGGGCCAUAAAUGCUUUGCAUUCGCAAUUACAAGCGAAUGUCACCAGACUGAUGCAGCAAACUGGGAACUUACAAAGACGUGUCAACAACCUGGUACGACGACAACAAAAUCAGGGUGCAAUCGUAAGCGUGCCCAAUUUUUACGCCACUGCCAAUUCCCAACAACCCCUCACCACAAGCUGUGCUCAAGGCAUUGCCCCCAUUAAUGGCAUUUUGAAGCUUCAGUUGACACCAACAUCGGAUCCCUUCUACGUUGCCUGUGAAGAUCAAUUGGCCGGUGGCGGUUGGACUGUCAUUUUGAAUCGUUUCAACGGCGACAUCAACUUCCAACGAGGCUGGUUGGAAUACAAGCACGGCUUCGGCAACUUGGCUGGGGAAUUCUUUAUUGGUAUGGAAAAGUUGUACGCCCUGACGGCCUCGGCGAUCCAUGAACUUUUAAUUACACUGGAAGACUUUCAAAAUCACCGUAGAUACGCCCGCUACAACCUCUUUGCCAUUGGCAAUGAAAUGGAAUCGUACGAAUUGAAAUUGUUGGGUAAAUACGAGGGCGAUGCUGGAGACUCCUUGAGCUACCAUGCCGGCAGUAAAUUCUCCACUUUCGACAAUGACAACGAUGGAUGUGUGGACUGCAACUGUGCCCAGUCGCACAAGGGUGCCUGGUGGUACAACUGGUGUGAUAAAUCGAACUUAAUGGGACCCUACCAUGCCACCAAUUACGACAAAAUCGAGCAGUACCGAGGAAUUUAUUGGCACGAAUGGUUGGGAGGAAAUUACUCUUUGAGGGCUGUCAAAAUGAUGAUUCGCCCCGUCAUUGCCGACUCGGAGAGACGUUGAGUCUUUUCGUUUUUAAGGAUUCGUUGAUGUUUUGUUUCCCUUGUGUGUUCGUUAUUGUGCGCUUUGAAUGAUUGAAUUGUGGGCAGGUGUGCCGCAACUAGCCAUGGACAUGCUGCAUUUGUAAUUUAUGUGUAAAUUCGAAUAAAUUUGAUUAUGUACGUUUGUAAAUACA
This is a messenger RNA of Musca domestica (house fly), 1931 nucleotides long. RefSeq names its product fibrinogen-like protein 1. Lineage: Eukaryota; Metazoa; Arthropoda; Insecta; Diptera; Muscidae. The coding region runs from base 248 to 1759 and encodes 503 amino acids. The transcript is spliced from 6 exons. The record is from RefSeq and is a predicted model, not a curated record.